AAAUGACCCUUCAAUUUUGUGGACUCUCUUCUCUAAUUAUAUUCAUUUCUUGACCUACUUAACUUCACAAACAUAAUGUACUAUUACCAUAAUUUUCUUCUCAAUUUUUCUUACAAGUUUUCCCAUUUUUUUCCUGUGUAAUUUCAACUGUAUUUCAUUGUUUUUGUGUGGAUUUUGGGGGAGAGUGAAUCAGAAAAAUGAUGAUAAAUUUUCAAGGUUUUUCAAAGCAGAAAUCUCCUCAGGUAAGGCUGGUGGAGAGUUUUGAUUUUUGUACUUGUGAAGGGUAACGAAACAAUUUUCACCCGAAUUUGUGAAAUUAGCCGUAUAUGCUUUCUGAAUAGAGAUAAAAUCAGUAGGUGAUUGAUUACUUUCAUCUGCCUAAGCCUUGGUGGUGAAGUUUUACACGGUUGCUGUGCUGGUGGGAAGUAGUACGUGUAUAUAUGGUGAAAUAGUCGAGGUUCUAUUUGAAAAUGCAUUAUUAGCGUCUGAUCCUGGCACCCUGGAGCAAUUAAAAGAGUUGAGCUCCAGAAGGAGGGCUAUCGAAUGCAUCAAUCAGAAUAGCUUUGUGACAGAGGCCAUUGCUAGAGAAAUGUCUGGGGGGUUGACGUCUCGAUGUGAACAGAAUAUACAGAAGGUAGAACAAUAUUUGCCACUUUUGGGGAACUUGAUACACCAUGUAGACCUAGUUGGUGACGACCCGAAGAUGGCUCGAUGGAUUUCUGACCUAAAGAUUAGGUGGAGCAGCUCUCUCGCUCCAUCCUCCUUUUUCCAUCUUAGCGGUCCAAAACUUUAUCAAAUGGAUAAUUUGCAUUUUGAACUUGGUAUGACACUUUCCGUUCUUGGUGCAUUGCUUCGAGAUCAAGCUUUGGAAGUUCUGUCAACAGAUCUAGUGCAAUCUGCCACCAUUCUCAGAAGAGCUGCGGGAAUUUACCAACAUCUAGCUCAGGUUGUCCUUCCGUGUUUGCAGCAUGAGUGGACACCAGAAAGGCCACCAGAAGCUCUGAUUAGUGUUUCUGCUGCAACCACCCUUGUUUGUUUAGCUGAGGCACAGGCUGUGACAGUGAAGAAGGCAGAGCAAAAAGGGAAUACCGGAGGACUUUUGGCAAAGCUGCACUAUGGCGUUUGUGAAUUUCUUAGUGAAGCUAUUCAUACCUUGAAUUCAGCCACCAAGCAGUACAAAGACAUUUCAUCUUUAACGGACUAUAUUACGACCUGUAAAAUGCUGCAUGAGUUACUCAGUUACAAGUAUCUAGCAGAGAGUCUAAAGACGGAGGGGCAAAUAGGCUUCGCUAUUGGAGUUCUUUGCCAUGUGAUACAAAGUUCAGAAAAACAUACACCAAGAGAAGAGUCAUGGAGACUAGUUUAUAAGCAAGUGAUUGAUGACUUGAAUGUGUUGCUCCGGAAGUAUGAACACGAGAACGAGUUUGUCUGGCAUGAGAAAAUUCCGAUGCAGGAUGAGUUGCCGGUGCCUCAAGGUGUUAAGAUUGUUAGUUUCAUACCUUAUCAACCACAAAGAUGGGAAAGAACACUUGUUUUCAAAAUGUAAAAAGUAAAUGUUCUUUGGUUGAGAGGGACUUCAAAGUCCAUUUGAGUGUGUUUUGAAUGGUGAAGUAUUAUUCUUAAAGCAUUUUUCUCUAGUGUGAAAGAUUUCCCAA
This is a messenger RNA of Solanum lycopersicum (tomato), 1655 nucleotides long. RefSeq lists its product as uncharacterized. The record is from RefSeq and is a predicted model, not a curated record. Lineage: Eukaryota; Viridiplantae; Streptophyta; Magnoliopsida; Solanales; Solanaceae.